This is a messenger RNA of Schistocerca gregaria, 2702 nucleotides long. RefSeq names its product transcriptional adapter 1-like. Gene Ontology annotation, cellular component: SAGA complex. Bases 192 to 1193 code for a protein of 333 amino acids. NCBI's taxonomy places the organism in Eukaryota, Metazoa, Arthropoda, Insecta, Orthoptera, Acrididae. The transcript has 7 exons. The record is from RefSeq and is a predicted model, not a curated record. Gene Ontology annotation, biological process: regulation of transcription by RNA polymerase II. Gene Ontology annotation, molecular function: transcription coactivator activity.
CAGAGACUAUAUACGAAAGGAUCGAUAGUGGGGUAUAAUGUUUGUGUUUUGAUUGUGUAUUUUGCAUUUAUUGUUUGAUUUGUGUUUGUGUAAUGUAUUGUUAUUGUGUGAAUCCACUGGCUCAAAUGGAUAGACCUUUAAAACAAUCUUGGCACGCCAGAUAAACGUAUAAUCGAAGUCGUUUUUGUAUUAUGACGCAGCAUGAUGAAGUUAGCAGGUCUCGUAAGAGGCUUUUCGAUGCUCUCGGUAACAAUGCGAGCAAGUAUCUGGUGCUUUUGCGAUUAUGGUUUCAAAUGAAGAAAAGCAAGGAAGAAUUUGAUCAGUCGGCUAGGAAGCUCUUAACGUCAGAUCAAGUGCACCUACACAAUGCAUUUAUUAUUACCUUGAUCACAAAAUGUCACCGCCUUUCUCCGCAUCCACCUUCUAUCUAUGAAAAUUCAGGCCGAGGCCGUGGAGGAAAGGGCCGCCGUCGCAACCGUGCUGAACGUGGUGGUUUUGAACCUGUGGACGUUUUUGACUACAUGCUUCCUAUGCAACAAAUACCGUCACAUGCGCAACAGGAUGCUGUUCGACUUCUGGCCCAGGAAAGGUUUCUGCCAGAUUUUCCAUUUAUGUAUAGUCGGACUAUGCUUGGUGCAUGGGAGCAUGGUCUUGAAGGGGCAGAGGAUGGUGCUGUAAAGCUUAUUAUGUCAGCAGUGUUGGCAUUGCUGCGCAAUAUUAUAUUUGCAACGAUUUGUCGCAGAAAAUCCUUUCAUGUUCUUGACAGUCGUUCUCCAUAUGGUGUUAAUAAACCAUAUAUUAACAAAUGGCUCAGGAGGAAGCUGGAUAAACCUCUUAGGUGUAGUGUUUUAAGGGGAAAGCCUGAUGAAAAGGGAGCAUCAUGCAGCCGACUUAGAAUUCUUGGACCAACAUACGAAGAAAUGGAACAACGUUAUAUAUUUGAACUCGCAUGUUCAUCUCGGCAGCCUCCACCCAACAGGCCAAUAAGCUUGUAUGACCUACUUGAAACAGUGCAGGUGCAUCGAAAUGUGAUUCCAUCUGCAAGUGUAAUGUCUCUUCUGGAGGAGAGAAUUUUUGAUCGCCUAAUUCACCGGACUCAUGAGGAGAUAAGGGCUAAACGUGUUCUUGAUAACUCAAUGUUUCUUUCAACUGAUCACCAUAAUUCCACAUUUAAAUCAAACAAUGAAAUGUGAGUGAAAAGGUUCAAUAGUACAAAUUAAAUCAAUUUCACAGGAGUUCAUAUCCACAUUUCUGCAGAAAACAUAAUAACGGAAUGUUACAUUGCUUGUAAAAAUUCAGAAAAACCAAUCAUAUUUAAGAACAUUUGCAGCAUGUUUCUAUAAGUAAAGUAUGAAUAUUCAGUUUUGUAAAUUACAAUUGUCUGACUGCUCCUGUUGUGAAAUAAUAACUACUUUCACAUAUUAAAAUCGUGGAGAUAAGAGAAUGAAGAUUUUGAAAGAUGGGAAUAUGAUUUGGUGUGAAGAGUGAAGGAAGAGAAGGCAGAAGUGACAAAUAUGUGACAGCCUGUUCCAGUUAAUUUUUCAAAAAAUGGGAACUGGAGAGGGAUGUUUAUAGGAUUGUAAUUAGGACAUUUACUCGUGAAGUUGGUGAAAAGAAAGACACAGAAGCGUGAACUGCAGAGAUCAUUUUUGUACCUGGUAUACCUCUCAGCAUGAAGCUGGUUUAAUCCAUGAUAAAUUCCUACCCUAUAAUAACAGGUGUUCAGCUAGUCCUUUAUGUACAGUAUUAGGUAUAAUAAAAUGUCAUAUCUUUACCCUUCAAGUUGGUAGUUGCCAUGCUUGCACCUAGCCUAUUGGUGAUAGUUUACAUGAUCAGGUGGCACAGGAGUGCAGCAUUUUAUUUAAAUUAUUUCCUUCAGUGUAGGAAUCAUGUGUUGAACAGUGAUGAAAUAUCCAGGAAUUCUUAACAGUAGACCCUUACUACAUUCAAGACAUACAUGAUUACUUGAAAUAAACUUUGUUUGAUAGUCUUUGAAGUAAUCUUCUAAAUAAAGCCCACUAUCUGCAGUAUGUGCCCAUUACUUUCCAGUAGUUCUAUUAUGAGACAUAGCCUCAAAUUUUUCUUUGCAUCUUCCUUUGCCUUUUCAGUGCUCUGAUAAACAAUAAAUGCACUGUACACUUGAACAUUAAUGGCCUUCUCAAUAUUUUCAUUACCACUUUACAUAUAUAUAUAAUUUCUUUUCACGAGGAAAGUUUGUGGUUCCUGGUUUCUUCCUACUUCCUCACUUCCCGAUGAAGGUCUUAAUGGUGCAUCAGCACAAAUAUACGUACGCUUAACUAAUGAAGUAGUGAUGCCCGUCGUCUACAGAUGCAGAAGAACACAUUUUAACAUGAGAAACUGCAACUGGUGAGAAUGUGGUCUUAUUACCACAAGUGCAGAAGCUCAGAGAUUACCAGUGAUUAACUCAGUUUCCUGGCUAGAGAGGUUAACUCAUAUAAUAAACACUUAAGAAAAAACUUAUUUGAAGGAAUACUAAGCAUGCAUUAGGUGUAAGAACAAUAAUAAAUUUUUCUGUUCCAUUGAAGAGCUAUAAACUCAGAACUCUGGUUGUAUAUACAGUAGAGUGUAGAUUAAAAUCUCCAGAGCAGCACUUAGAACACUAUAGAGGACUCGUAUUUCACAGACAGAUUAGUUUUAGUCUGAUUGAUGUUGCUGCAAGCAGAUAAGUUUCUGCACCAAGU